AGCAGGUGGUGUAAACCAGUCCAGGUGGCAACAUGGUCGGCUGGCUGGUGCACAGACAAACUGACCGACAGACGGAUACUGGUCAUGCCAUUUUCCAUGUGCCUUGCUGGGGGCGAGUUUGCUCCCCGCAAGCAGAGAGAGCAGCUAUUUUGAAAGUGACCCCUCAUUCAGGCAGCGACUGUGCAGCUGUCAGGAACCAUGACUGAAGAUGACGGAUUCUGUUGUCGUGGAGGGAUAUGCCAGACUCAGAGAUGGAAAAAAGUGGAAAACUAGGUGGCUCGUUCUUCGCAAGCCGUCGCCUGUAGCAGACUGCCUCGUGCUGCUGGUUUUUAAAGACAAGUCUGAAAAGGCGCAGGGCAACAAAGAGAGGGCCAGUGUCAUCUUGGAGGAGAUCUGCGGUCUGGAAAUAGGACAGUGGUAUGAAGGUGUGGCUUUUACUCUGGCCAUCCUCUGCCUGAACCAGGCUGCUCUACUGGGCUUCGACAGCAAGGAGGCCCUGCAGGCGUGGGACGCCCGCCUACGAUACAGCCUCGGAGAAGUUCACAGAUUCAGUGUUGGAGUCUUACCAGGGACCAAGUUGGAGAGUGGACCUGCAACUCUUCAUUUGUGCAACAACCUACUGGCUCUUGCCAGGGACGUCCCUCCCGUUAUUAUCGGCCACUGGAACCUUCCAGACCUGCGCAGAUAUGGGCCUGUGCCCAAUGGAUUUGUGUUCGAGGGAGGAACAAGAUGUGGUUACUGGGCCGGUGUUUUUUUGCUCGCAUCUGCUGAGAGCGAGCAGAUCAGCUUUCUAUUCGACUGCAUCGUCAGAGGCAUCUCCCCCACCAGAGGCCCUUUUGGACUGCGGCCAGUUUUGCCAGAUCCCAGUGUCAGUCAGAAGAAUUCGGAGGAGAGGUUGAAUCACGAGGCCCAGGAGCUGGAGAAACGAUUGAGCAUGCUCUCUCACAGGAGCAGCACAGUCUCGUCCUCGUACAGCCAGUCUGCUGGGGGAGACGACCACAGCAUAUCCGGUUCCUCCGACACAUCAGACACCAGCCAGUCAGACUGCAGUAUUGGCAGCCGCGUGGCCAUUUGGACUGAGCCGUCCUCCAACCCAUCUGAAAACAUCAGCCAUGUGGGAGCUAAAGUGGCAUUUCAGAGCUUUGAGAAGCUUUCCGUCAACCAGGGAGGUGGAAACCGGCCUGCUGUCAAGCCCCCUCGACAGCUUCAGGAGAUCGGCCGUCAGAGCUCGUCUGACAGCGGCAUCGCUACUGGCAGCCAUUCCUCUUACACUGGGAGUUUCUCCUCCUACACAGGCAGCCUGGAUAUCACCCAUGGCGAGGACUUUGGGUCUGUUUUCAGCUUGCCUCCUCACUUGGCUCAAGACCUGAGCCCUUGUAUUUGCGCCACUGUGCCUGGACAUGAAUACCAAGUACCGACAUCACUCAGGUAUCUCUACGACAGCCCCAGGAGUCUGUUACAGGAGGGGAGUGAGGGUGUCAAAGAGAAUGAACCCUCCACCCCAACUAAGGACACACCUGCCUCUUCAGGCUUCACAACAGACUCAGCGACGGGGGAGAAAAUCAGCGCCAUGACCUCUGAUGCUCACUCAGAAACUACUCAAAGACAGUCAGUGAGUGAACACUUACAAGGCCCCUCAGAGAAGAGUAAGAAAACAAAGGUGCCGCCCUCUAGUGAACACCCAGACUCCUGUAACAUCUGCAGCUCUCUCACAUCUGUCUCCAAAACCAUUGUGACAAUCUGCUCAGUUUGUGGUGGAUUUAAGGGGACACAGUACAUCCCUGCAAGUGGUGCAGUGAUCCCUGCCAUACCAGAACAACAUAUUUUCAAUCCAUCAGAUCAAAGUGUUGACAAGUCACCAUGCAGACCCUGCAUUGCCAGUGAAUACAAUAUUGCAGUAAAAAACAUGAUGCCGAAACCCUGUGCCUCUCCUGGCUCUGGGAGCAUUGACAGCUCAGAGAAGCCAACAGCGAGGACAAGUGAGAAUUCACCGCUGCCAAAAAAAGGAAGAGAGAAAUUAUCCAGUCUCUUAGCUGAUCUGUUAGGCUUUCCAAGCGCAGAUAGGCAGCCAGAGGCCAAGACUAAGAGACUGAACGUGUAUGAGUCAAUGAGCCCUAGGUUUGGAAAUGAGCUCAAAUCUCCAGCAACAGGCACCUGUGUACCGAUACAGGAUUUACGGCAACACAGAAGAUCUGCCAUUUAUGAAAACUGUUUGAAGUGUCAAGGGGAGCACUGCCACCCUCCUCCACGGGUCGUACCCGCUGAAAUGUACCGCAACAGGAACAUUUCCACUUUACACACCUUUCCAACUGGGCUAAACCUGAAGAACAGCCAAGAACAAGAAGUAGAUGCUAAUGAGGAACUGCUCUAUCAAGCUCCCAGUGAUGGAUCACGGAGCGUGGACGGCCAGUGUCAGUUUGAAGAGAUGGAUGGUUGGACAGGGACCGGUGAAGACAAAAGGUCUCAUAGUAAAGAGGAAAGACACAGAGCUGAUCCUGCUUAUGAGAUCAUGGAGAGUCGGGCACCGGAGAGGAACCCUGAGGCAGAAGAAAAAAGCAAGUACGCGCUGAUGGGCAGUUGUGGUCAGCAGAGGUUCCUUCAAGAGACUGAAGGGGCAGUGUUCGUUUUUCCCCCAGAGGCUCCGCUUCCUGAAAGGCCUCGCAGUGAAGGUGUGACGUAUGUGAAUAUUCCUGUUAGUCCCACAUCCAAGAAGCAGCUGAACUACAUGGAGCUGGAGUUGCAGGAGCCAGGUCCAGGGACUGUCGCACACCCCCCUCCUCAGAGAAAGAGUUCCACCAAGUACGCCCAGAUCGACAUCACCGCCACAGAGACGGCCCACAAAGUCGGCACCCAGCAUGCCCUGGGUCGGCAGGAGGGCCUGCACACUCUGGAGCUGAGAAGAAAGGGGACGCUACACUGAUUUCUUCAUCACUAAACUGUUGAUCUCAGCAGCAUGUAAACUAAAUCAGACUCUAAAGUUAGAAGGAAACCUCUCUGAAGGAGUUUUCAGUCACUUCAUCCAGUCUACACAACAAAUCCCAGAAAAAUGUUGUCUACCCCAAUGUCCAUUUCAGACUUGCUUCUGUAAUCACAAAGCCACUUGAAAAUGGAGCCUCCUCAGAAAGGUUUUGCACAGGAUCAGGAGCAACAUUUCAGACUUUUCUCUCAGAUCUCAUUAAAUGGCAUUAUGUCAGUGUCGGAGCCUCAGGCUAACUUGGAGGAAGAUGUGCCAGUCCUGAGCUGAGUCACUGGCCCCGAUAAACCCCCAGAGCAGAGGCAUUUUACAGCCCACUCAGACCAUCCCUAAUAGUAAAUGCUGUUUUUGUCCUUGUUUGGGAGAACGAGGCAGGAGAGGAAGCAGACAUGUUGUUUGGAUAAGUUCACACAUUUACUUCUCAGCGAAAACCACACACAUGUAGUUGCACAAUACUCACUUUUAAGCAUAUUCAUAUUUGGGGAACUUCCUAUCCAGUCUUACUCAGAAUGUUGUGAAUUUUAGGCUCAAUGUUUAAAAUAAAUUGUACAAAUAAGAACAGUAUAAUCAGUGCUUCUGCAUAAUACUUCCACAUUGUGCAUGGUGACAUUUUUGCCUGGGUGUAACUAAUGGAUUGGUGUUUAUCAUGUGAACAGAAUCUCAAUGCUGCUAUUGUUUUUGCUUUACGGUUCAUAUAAAAUAGGAUUUACUCUGGAAAGUCCUCAUAAAUAAUGCAACAAUCACUCUGCAACAACAAAUGUAUCCCAGAACUGACUGCCUGGCAUUCAUUGCCAUUGUUUGUCAAAAUUAUGAAGUUUUCUUUUUUUACUCACUAAAGUGGUUAAAAAUAAUUGUAUUAUUGUGUGUGUGUGUGUGUGUGCACAUAAGCAUUUUUACUAAAACUGCAAUUUUGAAAAGAAGUAUUUAGUAUGCCUUUUGUAGAGCUAUUUAAGGAGCCCAUUUUAGUCAAUAUAUUGUUUUAGUCUCAUACUUUACUGAAUAACACUUUUGAUAUCUGUAAAUACAUUUUUUUCCAUUUAGGUGAUGUGGAUUGUUAUAAAAUAUACAUGUAAAGACUAUGUAUGUACAGGAAAGAAUUAAUGAACAGUGCCCACUUCCUAAGGCGCUAAUUUUUCUUCUUGUGAUAAUAUUUUCUUGUAAAUUAUUUAUGACUAACUACUGCUUUGAUGUGCACGUUCAGUUUUUCUAGAGCUACGGUUGAUCAUAUAUAGGACUCUCUCCCCCCCACCCC
Perca fluviatilis (European perch) is the source of this 4226-nucleotide messenger RNA. Its product is annotated as protein Dok-7-like. The transcript is spliced from 13 exons. Gene Ontology annotation, molecular function: protein kinase binding. The record is from RefSeq and is a predicted model, not a curated record. Bases 209 to 2920 code for a protein of 903 amino acids. Gene Ontology annotation, biological process: positive regulation of protein tyrosine kinase activity; neuromuscular junction development. NCBI's taxonomy places the organism in Eukaryota, Metazoa, Chordata, Actinopteri, Perciformes, Percidae.